Messenger RNA from Zygotorulaspora mrakii, 1752 nucleotides. It is a transcript of the gene DDC1, whose product is annotated as Ddc1p. The transcript has a single exon. Bases 1 to 1752 code for a protein of 583 amino acids. Lineage: Eukaryota; Fungi; Ascomycota; Saccharomycetes; Saccharomycetales; Saccharomycetaceae. Gene Ontology annotation, cellular component: checkpoint clamp complex; condensed nuclear chromosome. Gene Ontology annotation, biological process: cellular response to ionizing radiation; meiotic cell cycle; recombinational repair. The record is from RefSeq and is a predicted model, not a curated record.
AUGUCAUUCAAGGCAACUAUCACUGGACCAGAAAGGCAGGCACUAUGGGCUCGUACUGUUAAUGUCUUAAGUAGUCUGAACAAGAAUAUUAUGUUUACAGUGUCAUCAACCGAGCUGAUUACAUGGACUACUGACAACGCAGAGACAGCACUAUGCAAGAUACGAUUUUCCCGACAGUUUUUUGAUGAGUUUAUUUUCAACCCACAUGAAAUAAUAUUUGGAGAGGAGGGCGUUCAGAUCGUCACUGACACUGAAGGAGUAGAUCACGGUCUGUAUUCAUUCCAGGUGAGCGGUAGUUAUUUAGGCACAAUAACAAAGAAAACCGAAGGAGAUACCAUACAGAAAUUCACCAUAGCUAUUAACAAUACAACAACAUGUUCGGAUUUUUUGGCUAAUAGACUUUUGAUCUAUAUGGAAAUGGAAUCUCUAAUCUGCAAGCAGCAUUCGCUACAACUCGUUCCUGUAAAGUACGAUCCAAUUAUAAUAGAUAUCAAGUACAAGAAGAAAUUUUUGGAAGUUUAUGGAUCGUCACAAGAUGGAGAGAUGAUAGAUCCUAGACUGGACCAGAUUCUCAGAGUCACUGAAGCAGAUGUAAGAACAGCAUUGUUUCAUGAAGAAACUGAAAAGUUGAACCAAAAAAAAGACCACCUAACGCUUGCAGAUGAGAUCAAUUACAUAUGCUGUAGUCAAGUUCUCCUCAAAAACUUCAUUGAUCAUUGCAACCCUAACCUUACCAGAGAGCUGAAACUAGAAAUCAAUACAAGCAGGUUAAGUUUGACCGCAUUUUCACAUGCUGUACAUGGUAAAAAUAACAAACCACUGAAAAACGCAUUAAGUUUCACCGAUACGAUAAGCACAUUAGAUCUGGAGCAAUCUUGCUUAUUUACUACCAUUGAUGAGGAUACAAUGGAUGAUGACCAAAAUGUGAUAGGCCAUAACGCUCAGAAAAGGGAGCAUACAAAAAACAUAAUAUUCAGCCUGGCUGACUUCAAAAAGUUUAUGAAUAUAAUAUCAAGUUGGAAAAAUAGCAACGAAAGUAACGUGGAUAUUUGGUUUCGGCACAGGGGAGAACCUAUCAUGUUCGAGGUACGGAAGCCUGAUGUAAUACUGGAGCUUGUUCAGGUUACGGUCGCCGACGGAGUAGCAGUGGUAGAAAAUAUACCACCUAGUAGUUCAGUAAAAUGCCAAACCAUGAUGAAGGGUACGUCUCCUGAAAAGGCUCGAGCUCGAGAACAAGUUACUAAAGAAGAAAUGGGACUACUCCGCAUAAGUCCUGUCAAGACCAUAGCACCAAACAAAAAUAAAAGUAAAAGUCCGUUGAAAUAUGGGAAACCUAUAAGUCCGCGAAGGAAAAUCAAGAGAGAACUUUUUGUAAAUGAUUCUUCUCAAGAUAUCCCUUCUAGCGACGCCAAGAAACAGAAACCUUGGACAAGCCUGUCAACUGAUUGGAAGGACGACGCUUCUCUGGAUAAAAGCACCGAUGUAGUGCGGCAUGAGGGAGAUGACAUCAACAAUAACUUCAAUUCUACUAUCGCCGAAAAGAGUGCAACAACCGUAGAGUGGGGUGUCACACCACAAGAUCACCAGAAUAAUGAGUCCAAAAUUGAUAAAAGAAGCCUACUUCGAAAGGAGAAGUUCAAAUAUUUUCAAGAUCUAAAAACCGAACGAGAUGCCUUGAAGAAGAAAGAUCCCUCUCAACCAGAGGGUUUCGGGCCCACUCAGGUAUCUAAACCGAAAGGCUUAUUUGACUGA